AUGACUGUCACUACUCAUUUCCUUCAAGAUAUUACAUUGAAAUUAAAUUUUCAGCAUCGGCUGGUGUCUUCUGACUAUCUCCAGGAGUGUAGAAAGCCUCAUACUAACCCGUCCCUCAGGACCAGUUGCCAAAACUGGGCCAUCCCAGGCUUGAGCUGGGUGACAAAGCAGGAGAGACCUCAACUGUUCCCGGCCAGCGACAGUGUGUGUGGUCGCUGCUCCAGCGCAGAGAAGGAGGCGGAGGAAAUUGAGCAACCUGAGGAGGACGGUGCAGGCCAGCUGCCAGAGAGUGAUAACUUACCACGACGGUUUCGCCAUCAGAGAGGUGAAAUCCAAGACGGGAGGAAAGCUCAGCAUCACAGAGCUCUUAAUGCAGGGUCCGGUCUCCAUGGAGACCCCGUCCCCAACAUAAAGGUCUCCAUCAAAGGGCAGCUGAAAUCUCCUUCGGGGACAGAGAAGACCCCCCCUCAAGAAUCUUUCGUCUCCCAAGUGCCAUUAAGAUUACAGAUCAAAGUUUCUGGCCGGAGGGGUAGUUUGGGAAUCAGCAUUGCUGGUGGGAAAGGCUCUCUGCCUUACAAGGACCAUGAUGAGGGCAUUUUUAUUUCCAGAGUAAAUAAAGGGGGCGCAUCAGAAAAGGCAGGGGUCCAUGUUGGAGAUAGAUUGCUGGAGGUCAACGGCCUCAACAUGCAAGCAGCGACCCACCACGAGGCAGUCAGCGCCCUCAGGAAUGCUGGGAGCUGCAUCAAGAUGAAAGUACUCAGAGAGAGGCUGCUACCCCGAGGACAGGCGUGUGACCCCGAAGACCCUCAGGAUCCUCAAAACAUGACGGGGCGACAGUUGUGCAGCCAGGACGGCGGAGGCCAGAGAGGCAAACAGCCCAAGAUGGAGAGCGUGGAAGACUGUUUGUCCAAGAAGAUUGAGGCAGUUGUCUGCAAUGGCAACGGCGUUUCUGAUCUGGAGAGCGACCUGAACAGGACCUUGUCUCAAAUGGAGGCACAGGCCUUGAUAAAAAAUGACUCACUUCAAGGGGGAAAACAGACAAUGACAAUCCCGCGGAUCAUCCUCACUCAUCCCUCUACCUCAGAUGAAGAUGUGGAGUUCUUGACACAGAUCCCCAGCAGAGAGCCGGUACAUGACUCUGACAUUCCUGACAGACACGUGCACUGUUUUGACAGCGCUUUCUACCCACCUUGACCACAGCGUAGGGGUACAAACAUGAAGGACACAGACUGUUAUUACCCAGCUCUUUUUUUCAUGUUACUGAGGUGGAUUAGUGUAAAACAAACUGUUGGAAUGUGUUUUUUAAGCUUUUUGUCUGUCAGAUUCAAUUGCUGCUAAUAGUAUUUAGUGAUAUUAAAGUCAUUUGCAAGAAUGAAUUUUAAAACUUUAUUUUUAUUACUAAAAACCACAGAGUUGAACUGUGCUAAGACAUUGAAAAUAGACUGUAAAAGCAUGAACAGACGGCUCUCUGAUGUCCAAAUGAACUACAUGUCAUUAUAUUAAACACAGUCGAUAAAGGACGAACGCUGCUGGCUACCUCUACUUCACACCACUGUGCUGUAAAUUAUGGAUGUGCUGGUAAAUAGUGUCUCUUCCCAUGAAAAUGUGAAGCCCUCAAACUUUUAUAGUCUGUACUGAGAUAAAAUGUCACGCAGAGUGAGCAGGGAACACAUCAGGGAGUCUGAAUCCUGCAGUGUCCUGAUCCAGACUGAACUGAACAUCGUCCCACGCCUCCUGUACGAGCUAAAUUCAGGAUGGUGAGUUAGGCACUCUGCUUUCUGAGCAGAAAAAGAGAGCUGUCAUUUUGCUUGUCAACACCUGCUUUGUCUUAUUUCACAGCUUUUACA
This is a messenger RNA of Epinephelus moara (kelp grouper), 1847 nucleotides long. RefSeq names its product inaD-like protein. Lineage: Eukaryota; Metazoa; Chordata; Actinopteri; Perciformes; Serranidae. The transcript is spliced from 7 exons. Bases 1 to 1194 code for a protein of 397 amino acids. The record is from RefSeq and is a predicted model, not a curated record. Gene Ontology annotation, biological process: neurotransmitter receptor transport, endosome to postsynaptic membrane; neurotransmitter receptor transport postsynaptic membrane to endosome. Gene Ontology annotation, molecular function: protein binding. Gene Ontology annotation, cellular component: postsynaptic membrane; adherens junction; postsynaptic density.